This is a messenger RNA of Linum trigynum, 2612 nucleotides long. Lineage: Eukaryota; Viridiplantae; Streptophyta; Magnoliopsida; Malpighiales; Linaceae. The record is from the annotation of a GenBank genome assembly.
ACGCACUAAAGGAGGAGACCGCAAACCAGACCAGACCAUAGUUCUGGUCUCACGGUCCAGACCAAACCAUACGAUACGGUCUAGACCGCGGUUUCCCAUACGGUUUGGUCUGGAUUCCCAGCCCUAAUACCAACUCCUAACCCGCCGGAUAGAGCCUCCUAAAAUACCCGACCAAAUAACCACCGGGUAUGAAAAUGAUAUAACCAUACCCUACCCACCGAGUAACCAUGGGUAUUCGGGUAACCAUGAGUACGAAUCCUAAAAUACGAACUUAUACACAUAUAUGCACAUACAUAUUGUACAAAAAACACCCUACUGUACGAAACAGAGAGAUUAAUUAACAAAGGGAAUCAAGAAAAGCACAUGACCAGCGAGAUUAAUUACAAAGGGAAUCAAGCCAAAAAUACCCUACUGUUCGAUGCUUGUCGUCGUGGGAUGCUUGCGGAACAGGGGAGACCUGGCGAGCCGCGUUGGAACAGGGGAGAGCAGGUGCGCUGGAACGGUGGAGAUUUGGCGAGAGGAACGGCGCGCGACGGAGAUGGUGGCAAGGAAACGACGCACGAACCGGGAAGGAAUCAGGGGAGAGGGCGAGAGGCAGACGACGCGUCGACGCUGUUCGGAUUCGCGCGGCCGGCGAGGUUCCUUGCAAACGGCGCGCGAACGGAGAGGGUAGCUGGGAACGACGCGCGACGGAGAGGGUAGCAGGGAAAUGGCGCACGAACCGGGAAGGAAGCAGGGGAGAGGACGAGAGGAGGACGUCGACGUCGACGCCGUUGGGACUGGCGGCCGGCGAAGUUCCUUGCAAACGGCGCACGAUUUGGACUGUCUGUGAAGUGUGCGUGGCCGCGUGGGUGUUGGCUGGCUGGAGGGCGGCGGGGAGAGCUUACAAUUUAGGAAUAGGGUUUUGAUUUUAGGUUAGAUACAAAGUUGGGGUCUUGGGGAGAAGUGGCCACUGGCCAGAUUGUCUUCUCACUUCUGGUUAGGUAGUGUCGGGCAGUGGGUGCUGGGUUAGGGUCUAGGAAAAUCAACUUUUAGUUAGCGGGGCGGGUAUUGUCGAUUACCAUACCCGUACCCUACCCUUUAUUUUGAAACCAUGUAUUACCCGUACCCGCCCCUUAACCCGUCAAAGCGGGUAAUUACCCUCGUUGAUCGGUUACGGUCGGGUAGGGUACCCAUGAUUACGGGUUGGAUUGACAUCCCUACUACCAACUACACAUUAAUCUUUAUUUUUUUUACAAAAGAUAAUCAUAUAUUAGAUUCAAUCAACUAGACAAUAAUCAAAACGAAGCAGUUUUGAUCUUUUACGCUUGUUCUUCAACUGAAAAAUCCUCCCUUGAGCUCAAGCCAGACAACAGGCUUCAAUUCACUUCAUCUUCAAUAUGUCCUCUUUCAUUGUGCUUCACCAUUUCCUCCACUCCAAACUUAGUUCUCAGAUACUCAAAAGCAUCAAGUUUGAGAGCCUUGGUCAUAAUGUAACACCAUGUCAGAAUACUUACUAUUAUAUAGAGUACAUAAAACUCAAAAAGAUUUUUGGGCCCAAUUAAAAACUUUACAAAUCAAGUGCAAAAAAAGCUAAACAAUUUGACACUAGAUUUCAUGUGGAAACAUGUUCACUCUUCCGCCCACCUCAUGAAUCAAAACCUGAAGUUUGAAGCCACAACUUCUACUUCUAUCACUUCUCGCAACUACUCUCGAUCUGGGAAAAAAUAUUUGACGAAGGGUGAAUCGUCGCUCGAUGAGUAAAUUCUAAAUCUAAAUGAACAACAAUACAUAAGCACUAUUUUGCAUGGUACCCUUUUGUUACUUAUCAUUUACUUCUAGCUCUUGUUGCUUAUGGUUCCAAUUUAUAACAUUCAAUGUUCAGUUAUGAUUUCAUGAUACAUGAUGGUUGAACAAUCUCUAGGUGUUCAUAACACCUCUCUAUCACUAUCCAGUAACACUCACAUUCCACGGUGAUAGAACACCUUAUUUUUCCAUUCAGUAUCAGUCACAUUAUUUAGCACACAUUUAACAUCAUUAUAUCAUAUCUCGAUGCUAAGACACAAUCAUCUCAUUCACAUCCAUUUAUCUCAAUCAACAUCACAUGGUACACACAACAUGAUACUAAGCAUCAUCAAUUCACGCAUAUUCAGUCAUGCCCAUAAAUAGUUCAGCACAUCAUUCACAUUCCAAUGAUCAAUCAUGCACACAUGCACACAUAGACACACAUACACACGGUUGGUUAGGUUCAUUAUAUGCAUUUUCAUUAUAUUGCCACGUCGUGUACUCCCCCAGGUAUCUCGGAGCUUUUGGCAUCAAGUGUCGGGCCGGUACCCUAUAUAAUUUCGUAGCCUUUGGCACCAUGUGCUAGACCGGUCGAACCCUAUAUCACUCUCGCAGCUUAUGGCAUCAAGUGAUGGGCCGGUCCGACCCUAUAUCACUUCGCAACUUUUGGUACAAUGUGCCGAGCCGGUUGGACCCUAUAUCAUUUCGCAGCUUUUGGCACCUGUGUCGGUCCGGUCGGACCCUAUAUCACUUUGCUUCUUUUGGCAUAAAGUGUCCGAUCGGUUGGACCCUCGUAUCAUAGAGUACACAACGGGCGCCUUUAAGUUUAAUAUAGGUGAUCAGACAAU